Molecule: messenger RNA, 1509 nt
Organism: Ixodes scapularis (black-legged tick)
Lineage: Eukaryota; Metazoa; Arthropoda; Arachnida; Ixodida; Ixodidae
Exons: 1
Coding region: 1-1509 (502 amino acids)
Biological process (GO): retrotransposition
Cellular component (GO): ribonucleoprotein complex
Molecular function (GO): single-stranded RNA binding
Source: RefSeq, a predicted model, not a curated record
AUGCAAGUCUGCGGUUUCUCUGGCCAACGGCAGUGCUUCGACGGAUGUGAAACUUGCAGUCUCUUUGCGCCUCGGAUUAUCAACGGUAUCAACGAAAUCAAGACCAGCGACGGAACCGACCUUCCCCGUGACGAUGCGGACUGGAUGAUAUGCAAUGCGUCUGAUUUCGGCGAGUGUAUCGUCCCGGUCUACGAACAGUGGGAAAGUUAUCUUCCCAUAAACCAGCUACAAAAGGCGUCGGUCUGCAGUACUCCAGUGGGGCGUGGAACCGGCAUGGCUACGGCGGUGCCCUUCACGUUGAUUUUACUGCUUUCGCAGGUCAGCGGUUUCUCUGGCCAACGGCAGUGCUUCGACGGAUGUGAAACUUGCAGUCUCUUUGCGCCUCGGAUUAUCAACGGUAUCAACGAAAUCAAGACCAGCGACGGAACCGACCUUCCCCGUGACGAUGCGGACUGGAUGAUAUGCAAUGCGUCUGAUUUCGGCGAGUGUAUCGUCCCGGUCUACGAACAGUGGGAAAGUUAUCUUCCCAUAAACCAGCUACAAAAGGCGUCGGUCUGCAGUACUCCAGUGGGGCGUGGAACCGGCAUGGCUACGGCGGUGCCCUUCACGUUGAUUUUACUGCUUUCGCAGGUUAGUGAUGCAGAACUCUCUCCUCUUUUCUCAGUUUAUGUUUUGCCGGUUCCACCCCAAACACUGUUUGCUUGCUUAUCAAGAUAUUCGGAACCUGAACGUCGGUCGCGACGUUGCUUUCAUCUGCUAUGGCGUUUCGCUUUCUAUUUUCUGUUACUCCUCUUGUGUGGUGACAUAGAGCUUAACCCGGGUCCCACUACGGCGGAACAAUUGCAGCAGCUCUUGGAUGGCCAAGCGUCCAUACAAGUGAAGCUUGCCUCUAUCGAGACCACACAGGUUGAGAAUAAGGUUGCCAUUGAUGAUCUGGUCAACCGGAUGACGUCAUUAGAAUCCAAGCUAAAUAGACUUGACCAACUGCAUACUGCUAUUAAAGAGUGCAAAACUGAAUGCGAGAACCAAAGGCGUGAGUUUGGGGCAUUGAUGGCAAGGGUAGAUGAUCUCGAGAACCGAAGCCGACGCUGCAACUUAAUCUUCUAUGGUGUCCCUGACGCAGAAGCUCGCGAAUCAAAUGCCGUCUCAGAGAAACGAAUUUCAGAGAUCUGUGAAUCAAGGUUGGGCCUACCGGCUGUGGUAAUGGAACGGGCUCACAGGUUGGGCAAGUUCCAGGAUGGCAAAAACCGUCCACUGAUAGCCAAGUUCACCUCGUUCAAAGAAAAAGAGUUAAUUUUGAGAAAUGCACGGAAAUUGAAGGGAACUCCAUUUAGUAUUUCUGAGGAUUUCUCCCAGGUGGUGCGAACGACAAGGAAACGAUUAUGGGACUUUGCCAAGUCACGAAGAAAGGAUGGCGACAAAGUGAACCUUAGAUAUGACACGUUGCUACUGAAUGGCACAAAGUAUGUCUAUGAUGACGAGACAAAUCAAGUCGUACCGCACAGAUGA